This is a messenger RNA of Aspergillus japonicus CBS 114.51, 1492 nucleotides long. RefSeq names its product BTB/POZ domain-containing protein. The transcript has 3 exons. Gene Ontology annotation, molecular function: protein binding. Lineage: Eukaryota; Fungi; Ascomycota; Eurotiomycetes; Eurotiales; Aspergillaceae. The record is from RefSeq and is a predicted model, not a curated record. The coding region runs from base 401 to 1399 and encodes 332 amino acids.
CACCAUCCAUGCUGCCUUCAGCUGCUGCAUCUCAAAGUCUAUCGAGUCCCUGUCAUCCCAACCUGCAGCAGUUUGCUUUUUACAAGGAUGUCGAGUCUAGAUGGUUUCUCUUUGUUCGAUCUUGCCAAUGGGAAACACCCCCCCGUGAGAUGCGUGGGGAGGGGAGACUCUCCUUUUCCCCCUGGGACUUGGGACUUCUGCCACUAACUAUUCAAGGAAAGACAAUACUUACAUACAGGUUUCUAUUUCACUCAUCGUUUCAUUGACUUCCAAGGAAGUUCAUAACCCUGGAAGAUUCCUUCCUACCCUUCAUUCAUUUGUCGAGCGCUAGACUUUCUUCUCUUUCUCUAACCUGAACUCCCUAUCCCCCUCCCUUUUCGCCAACCCCUGAUCCACAAACAUGUUAGCUCUACAGCAGCAGCAACAACAACAACAACAACGAAGCAGGAGCAGUAGUGGUAGUCCUCGAAAUCUCUCCACCAGACGACAACAAGCCCAUCCCGAGGCCUUCUCCUCACGAUAUGGAGCCGGGAAAGCCAGCACACGCGUCCUGAGAACACGGUCUCGCGAACGACAAUCGAUCACCUCCCGCCGUCUACUACAACAACAACAUCGCCGGCGGGAGCCCCCUGAUAGUCCCCCAGAUGGCAGCUCCCUUACCCCAGCGACAGUCACCCUCUGCGUAGGACCCGAGAAGCGUCUCUUCGCUGCUCACCGGGACAUCAUCUGCGUCUCCCCUUAUUUCGCCGCCGUGUGCGCCCGUGCCCGUGCUGCCUCCUCCACAGAUCCGAACAGCAACACCUUCAACAAUCCCAUCUACCUCCCCGACGAACAGCCCGAGAUCCUGUCCUGCAUCCUCGAAUACCUCUACCGAGGCGACUACUUCCCGCGACUCCUGCACAACAAGACUCGAAACACCUGGCAGCUGGAGACGGCCUCAUCAACAACGGGGAGUAGCGAUGCCGAGCCCGAUGGCGCAACCAUCUUCCAUCCCGGGGUAGGCGCGGAGAUCCUGCGAGAUACAGCUGUAUACUGCGCCGCCCAAAAAUACGGCCUGGAGACCCUGAAACGCCUCGCCCUCCGCAAGCAGGGCCUGCACGCGGGCAUCUCGUGCAGCACCAUCCUGACCAGCGCCCGCUACGCCUACGCCCACACGCCGGACACCGAGUCCAAGCUGCGGGCGCACUACCUCGCCCUCAUCAUCCGGAGCCGGUCGACCUUCAAGCGCAGCGGCACCAUGCAGAUGGAGAUGGAGCAAGGCGGGAAGCUGUUCUUCGAUCUGUUCGUCGCGAUGUGUAAUCAUAUGGUGAGCCCCCCUUCCUCCAGUGUAAAACGCUCAGGGAAAUUUGGGGAGAUCUUGUUUGCGGACGCUGACUUUUUCUUCUUGUGUCUGGGAUAGGAUGAUUUGACGGGUUCGUCGGGGAAACAGCAGCAGUCUAUGGCGAGUACGAUUACGUAGUUUUUUGUCUUGUUUUUUCUUUUUCUUUUUUUU